Molecule: messenger RNA, 669 nt
Organism: Musa acuminata AAA Group (dessert banana)
Lineage: Eukaryota; Viridiplantae; Streptophyta; Magnoliopsida; Zingiberales; Musaceae
Product: kunitz trypsin inhibitor 5-like
Exons: 1
Coding region: 22-633 (203 amino acids)
Molecular function (GO): endopeptidase inhibitor activity
Source: RefSeq, a predicted model, not a curated record
ACCACAGCAACCCUUUCAGCUAUGGAGCUGCUCGUCCUGCUUCCCAUCUUCCUCUACGCGCUCUCCGCGGAGGCAACGAUAUUUGCCUCCGUGCGCGACACCGACAGGCGGAGCCUCCGCCCGGGACACGAGUACUACGUCCUGCCCCUCAUCCGCGGCCACGGAGGCGGGCUCUCGCUCGCCGCCCGCAGCAACGACACCUGCCCGCUCGCGGUGGCCCAGGAGAGCUCGGAGGUGAGCGAUGGCCUCCCCCUCACCUUCUCGCCGGUGAACCCUAAGGACAAGUACGUGAAGAUGUCGACGGACCUCAACGUAUGGUUCGCCGCCGAGACCAUCUGCGUGCAGUCGACCGUGUGGAGGCUGGGGGACGCCGAGGCUACCGGACGGCGAUACGUGGUCACCGGCGGCCUCAAGGGGGAUCCGGGGCUGGCAACGGUGAGCAACUGGUUCAAGAUCGAGAGGUACGGGGAGAGCGACUAUAAGCUCGUCCAUUGCCCGAGCGUGUGCAGGUUCUGCAAGGUGGUGUGCGGGGACGUGGGCGUGUUUGUGGAGGGUGGGAAGAGGUGGUUGGGGCUCAGCGAUGAGCCUUUCCCCGUCAUGUUCAAGAAUGCAGCACACCCCGUCAGGCUCUAAACCUGUUUGAUUAAAUGCGCCGCACAAUCUGCAAUA